AUGAAAACACCUGACAUCCACCUGCACGAGGGUCACAAUUCCGGCGUUUUCGCGGUGGCUUUCAAUGCAAAUGCGUCGCGUGCAGUGACAGUUUCACGUGAUGGAUUCUGGAGAGUGUUCGACACAGAUAUACGAUAUGCUCAAGGCCAAGAAGCUGCUAUUCUGAACAAGGCAGAGUUGUCAAUGCUCAAAGGAGCCAGCGCUGACCGCGUUCGAUUGGCUAUGAGUCCUUCUGGGGAUAGUUUCGCAGUGUCGUGUGGUUCUACGCUGAAGAUAUUUAGCAGUGAGGAUGAACAAAAAGACUUCCCAGAGUUGCCCGAAGUGCAUGGUGACCAGCGAAUACUCGUCAUCAAGUAUUCACCAUGCGGCCGGUUGGUAGCUACUUGUGGAGAUCGUUAUGUCCGUGUGUUCCGAAAUAUACCUGAGUACCACAGCCAGGUGGUGCGGCUCAACAAG
Cooperia oncophora is the source of this 456-nucleotide messenger RNA. NCBI's taxonomy places the organism in Eukaryota, Metazoa, Nematoda, Chromadorea, Rhabditida, Trichostrongylidae. The record is from the annotation of a GenBank genome assembly.